Zea mays is the source of this 2479-nucleotide messenger RNA. RefSeq lists its product as uncharacterized. The record is from RefSeq and is a predicted model, not a curated record. Gene Ontology annotation, biological process: regulation of developmental process. Lineage: Eukaryota; Viridiplantae; Streptophyta; Magnoliopsida; Poales; Poaceae. The transcript has 3 exons. The coding region runs from base 256 to 1806 and encodes 516 amino acids. Gene Ontology annotation, molecular function: DNA-binding transcription factor activity; DNA binding.
AGCAGUGUGCGAGCGUUCUCAGCCUAGCCGAGCCCCGUAGCGUGUAGCGAGAAGGUGCGACAGCAGGGUAGGGAGCUCACUGUUAGUCGUUCCUCCGAUCCACAGAUGAAUCAGUGGUAGACUGCUGGUAGUAGUAUAUAUACAAUCUCUAGCUGUGCCGCUGUUUUAGAGUAUCGUCGUGAGAGCUCACAAGGAGAAGAUCUGGUGCUGCGAAAGGGAGAAGAAAAGAAGAAGAAGAAAUCAGCUCAGCUCAGCAUGGCUUCCUCGUCCUUCAACAACAGUCACUGGCCGAGCAUGUUCAGGUCCAAGCACGCCGCCGAGCCGUGUCAGACGACGCAGCCUGACAUCAGCAGCUCACCGCCGUCCCUCCUCUCAGCUGGCGGCGCGAGCACCACCACCACCACCGGCCGCUGCCUCAAACACUCCAUCUCAGUAGGCGGCGAGGAGCGGGCCCCGGAUCCGAAGCCGCGGUGGAACCCCAGGCCGGAGCAGAUCCGGAUUCUGGAGGCCAUCUUCAACUCCGGCAUGGUCAACCCGCCGCGCGACGAGAUCCCCCGCAUCCGCAUGCGCCUGCAGCAGUACGGGCAGGUCGGCGACGCCAACGUCUUCUACUGGUUCCAGAACCGCAAGUCCCGCUCCAAGAACAAGCUCCGCAGCAGCACCGCGGGCACCGGACGCCUAGGGCUGCAGGGCCUCGCGCGCGCGCCGGGCCGCGGGGCCGCUGCGGCGCCGCCGCCCGUCGAGCCGCCGCCGCUGGUCCAGAACCAAUUCCACAUGCUCGCCUCGCCCGCGCAGGCGCCCACUUCCUCGUCCUCGUCCUCCUCCGACCGCUCCUCCGGGUCCAGCAAGCCGGCUGCGGAGCCGGCGAUGCCCGCGACGGCGGCGCCUAUGGACUUGCUAGGGCCGCUCGCCGCGGCGUGUCCCCAGAUGUACUACCAAGGCAGCCCCGUGGCGCCAGCGCACAAGGUGCUGGACCUCGUAGCCUCCGUCGAGCCGGUCUUCCAGCCGUGGCCGCAGGGCUACUGCUUGUCGGCUGCCGAGGUCGCUACCAUUCUCGGGGGACAGUACAUGCACGUGCCCGUGCAACAGCAGCCGCCGGCGCCGUUGCCCGCGGGAGCAUUAUUGGGGCUGUGCAACGACGUGACAGAGCCGACCGCCGUCGUCACUGGCCACAAGACAUGCGCCUGGGGCCCGGCGGGGCUCGGGCAGUCCUGGCCCUGUGGCGGCGCUGAUCAUCAUCAGCCCGGCAAGAACAACAACACCGCGGCAAGGGAGUUGGCGCACGAGGACGACGCCACGAAGCUGGGGUUGCUGCAGUACGGCUUCGGAGCUACCACGGCCAUGGAGGCGGCUCCUGCGGUAGCGCCUCUUGCUGCAUCGCCGGCGGGCGGCGCUGUUACCAUGGCGAGCGUGUCUGCCUCUACCGCUGGCCUCACAGGUUUCCCUGCAAGUACUAAUGGUGUCGUCGCCAACUAUGAUCUGCUGCAAGCAGGACUGGCAGUGCCCGGGGGCGGGGCCGGGGCCGGCCGUGCGCCUGCCGCCGUUGCCGUUGCCGCGGACGCGGCGCCCACGGCGGCUCAGGAGGGCGUCGUGGCGCUGUGCAUCACGGACAGCAUCACAGGCAAGAGCGUGGCGCACAACGUCGCGGCCGCGAGGCUCGACGUGAGGGCGCAGUUCGGCGAGGCGGCCGUGCUGCUCCGCUGCGGCGGCGAGCGCGGCCUCGACCUCGAGCCCGUCCCCGUCGACGCGUCGGGCUGCACAGUCGAGCCGCUCCAGCGCGGCGCCUUCUACUACGUGCUGCUAUAAUGACAAAUUGAACGUGACGCGUGAAUAAGCUACAGUCCCGGUGUGGCGCGCGGAUGGCAAGUGGUUUAGGGUAUCAGCUGGCAUAUAGGUGUGUGCCGAUUUAUCUAGUCUUCGUUUAAUUUGCCUCGUAUACUAUAUGUAUGCUUGCACUGCCGUGCACUUAGAACAGUAUCGUAUUAUUGCAAUCUCUGUGUCUUGCAAGAUAGUAGUAUGGCUUAACCGUAUAUAGUAUGUUCGAUCUGCAAGUAUAAUUCUUAGUACUAUCGUUUUAAGAAAAUGCUAUUAUUAAGCCUUGGCAAUAGACCAUGCAUCUGCAAACUCAUUGUCUGUUUUUUUUUGUUCGUCAAUCACGUACAUCCAGCAGUAAUAACGCAUGAUAUUGAUGCUUCUUCAAGGGGUUACACAUAAUAUUGAUGCUUCUUCGAGGGUUGCAAGACAAGAGUGUCCUGGCAGUUCUGGUGUUCUCUUUGAUUCUCCUGUAAUAAGCUAGUGUCAUAUUAUUGGUAACAAAAGCUCCAAUCUCCAUCAUCGUGUUCUUCUAUGAGAACCUAUCUCAUAGAUGGUGUACAUUUUAGUGCUUUUUGGAUGGAUGGAAUACUUGGAGGUACGAGCCUCUGGGAGUAUUUCCAUUCUAUGGGUAUCAUCAAUAGACACAUAGAUGUGUGGUCUUUGU